Dioscorea cayenensis subsp. rotundata (Guinea yam) is the source of this 2661-nucleotide messenger RNA. Its product is annotated as probable glutamate carboxypeptidase VP8. Gene Ontology annotation, molecular function: carboxypeptidase activity. The transcript is spliced from 10 exons. The coding region runs from base 277 to 2436 and encodes 719 amino acids. The record is from RefSeq and is a predicted model, not a curated record. Lineage: Eukaryota; Viridiplantae; Streptophyta; Magnoliopsida; Dioscoreales; Dioscoreaceae.
UAUAUAAUAAUACAACAAAAUCAUGAGACACAUAUCCUCAAUUAUCAUCCAAGAUAUCAAAGAAAACCAUAAAAUUAUUCAAAAAAAAAAAGCAGUGGCCCCUCAGUGCCCCUCACUCACUGUUUUCAGGUGUCCUGUUCAUCAUGUAAUAACUCACCAAAAGGAAGGGCAUUGUAGUAAAAUCCCACACUCCACUGAAAUUUCAGAGCCGUCUUCUCCACUUCCUCUCCACUUCCUCUGCAACUCUACUUCCCAGACUUCCGUUUCUUUUGGGAAAUGGCCUCGUUUCUCACUUCCAAGAGUUUCAAGCCCCACGUUUUCCCUUCCGUUUUCCUUCUUGUUUCCUUUCUUCUUCUUCUCUUCUAUACACUCCAACGCAUUUCCUCUCCUUCUCAUACUGCUCCUCUUCGUUCCCGGAAUGCCCCUGCGACGGCGGCGGCGGCGGCGGAGGCGGAGGCGGAGGCGGAGGCUCAACGCCUCUUCCUGUCCCUCUCCGCCGGGGCGAACUCCACCAUCGCUGGCCACCUUCGUGAGCUCACUCGUAAUCCUCACCUCGCCGGCACACCAUCUGCUUCCACCGUCGCUGCUUACGUCUUGUCUCAAUUUCGUUUGGCUGGGCUCAAAACCCUAACCCGAGACUACUCGCCGCUCCUUUCCUACCCCGCCGCUGCCUCGCUCUCCCUCUUCUCCGCUCGCGGAGACCUCAUCAAGGCCUUUCCCCUCUCCGAACCUGCUGAUCCGGAGUCCCGCACUGUGCCGCCAUACCAUGCGUACUCUCCAUCCGGAUCCACACUGGCGCCGGCGGUAUAUGUGGGUUAUGGCCGGGAGGAGGAAUAUGGUGAGUUGGAUCGCAUGGGGGUGAGCGUGAAGGGGUGUGUAGCGGUGGUGAGGAGUGGACGGGGAUACCGAGGGGCAGCGGUGGAGAGGGCAGCUAGGAAAGGCGCGACGGCGGUGUUGAUGUUCGGCGCUGGCGAUGGAGGCGGGGUGGAGAGGGGAAUGGUGAUGCUGCGGGGUGUUGGGGACCCGCUGACGCCGGGGUGGGCGGCGGAGAGCGGAGAUGGAGAGGUGGAGAGGCUAGGGUUUGAGGACGAAGAAUUGAGGCGGAGAUUCCCGACCAUUCCGUCGAUGCCGGUGGCGGUGGAGACGGCUGCUGAGAUCCUGAGAACGCUGGGUGGGCCGCCGGUGCCGCACGAGUGGAAGGAAGGGCUGGGGCUGGAGCUCGGUGGGGUCGGUCCCGGCCCCACUCUGGUGAACUUCACCUACCAGGAAGAUAGGCGGUUGGCGACAAUUCAAAAUGUCUUUGGUGUGAUAAUGGGGCAUGAGGAGCCUGACCGCCUUGUCAUUCUUGGAAACCAUAGAGACGCAUGGACUUAUGGUGCCGUUGAUCCCAAUAGUGGGACAGCUGCCAUGCUUGAUGUAGCUCGUCGUUUUGGUAUUCUGAUGCGAUCUGGAUGGAGGCCUCGGAGGACAAUUGUUCUUUGCAGUUGGGAUGCUGAAGAGUUUGGAAUGAUUGGAUCAACUGAGUGGGUUGAGCAGAACUUGGGGAAUUUGGGUUUCAAAGCUGUUGCAUAUCUUAAUGUUGAUUGUGCAGUACAAGGCCCUGGUUUCUUUGCUGGGGCAACUCCCCAAAUAGAUGAUCUUUUGUCUGAAGUCACAAAGCAGAUCAAGGAUCCGGAUUUAGAGCAUAAGUCUCUCUAUGAAACAUGGGUGGCAGAAAAUGGAGGCAUCAGUAUUGAGAGGCUUGCUAGAGCAGAUUCAGAUUUUUCUGCAUUUCUACAUCAUGCUGGAGUUUCUUCUGUAGACAUGUAUUUUGGGAAGGAAUCCCCAGUCUACCAUACUUCGUUAGACUCCUUCAUAUGGAUGGAGAAACAUGGAGAUCCAUUGUUUCAUCGUCAUGUGACUCUUGCUGAAGUAUGGGGUCUCUUAGGCCUUCGCCUAGCAGAUGAUGCAGUUCUGCCAUUCAACUAUCUGUCCUAUGCUGCCCAGGUGCAGGAUCAUACAAGUGCAUUGGGUGCCUUGCUGGAUGAUGGGAUAUCUUUACAAGCCAUAAAUAGGUCCCUCCUUCAACUAACUGCUGCAGCGAAAGAAGUUCAGUGUGCAGCAGAGAAACUAAGAAAAGGUAAAACUGAAGAGGAUGGGUUGGGAGAACUCCAUAGACGUGCUUUUAAUGAUCGCCUUGUGCUUGCUGAGAGAGGUUUCUUGGAAGAACAAGGCCUCAAGAGCAGAAGAUGGUUUAAGCAUGUGUUGUAUUCACCUCCCGAAGACUAUGAAAGCAAGUUUUCCUUCUUUCCGGGGAUUGCUGACGCCCUUUCUCGGCGCAAGAAAAAUUCAGGUAUAGAUGUCACAAAAGAAGUCCAGCAUGAGGUAUGGAGAGCAGCCAGAGCUAUUCAAAGGGUUGCUAGCGUCCUUAGAGGAGACAUUCCUUGGAGCAGCUGACAUGAAAGAACUGGACUAGCCUACUAUAUAAUUCAUAUUUCUAUUUAUAUACAUGAUAUGUGUUCAAACUAAUUUUCAGAUCUCCCCCUUUUUGUUCAACUAUGCAGCUUAAGAUAUGUGUUGAUCCCUCUUCAGAUGUUGAGUAUACUAAGAAGUUUGGGUUCAAAUGUCUUUAUUGUGCUGCAAAACCCUAACCUUAAAAAGCUUCUGUUCUGUGAAAUGUGU